GCAUCGGUUGCAUCACUGUAACUACCGCUAAACAGGCGUGUUGUACCCGGUCGUGUGAGUCGUGUCGUCGUUCCAUUUGGUUUUGGUUCCAUUUACGCGAAGGCUGUAACAGUGAAAGAUACGAAGAAACAAACGCUCGUAAGUGGCGAUGAGAUGCUAAUCGACCAUCAGUAGCGUACUUGUGAUUCGGAAAAAAUUUGAAUGCACGAUGGCCGAUUCGUCCUACGAGAAAGGGUUAACUGAACUGUCGAAGAUGAAGGUAGCUGAUCUAAGGGCUGAAUUGAAGCAACGAGGACUUCCCACUACAGGCAAUAAAAAUGAAUUGGUAGAAAGACUCCAGCUAGCAAUUCACGGAGAUGCUGCAUUGUCCUUGGAUGAAACUACGGAAGAGAUUUUAGAUGAAGAUGAAGUACUUGGCGUAAGUGUACUGUAUAGGUGUUACAAUAUUAAUAAUAAUAAUUUAUAAUAAUUAAUAAUAAAUUUAAAUAUAUAUAUAUAUUAAUUUCUGUUUUAAAUACAUACAUAAGAAUUUUGGAUUAACCGCAAAUCUGUAUUGGAGGAAAUAAAGAAUGACCAAGUGGAGAAGAAUGAAAAUAAAGGAGCAAAAGUGAUCGAAGACGCCCCGCCGGAGAAAAAAAUUAUUAAACUAUCCGAGCUCAGCACAAAAGAGAGAUUGGAAAUGAGAGCUAAGAAAUUUGGAAUGCCAUUAUCGGAAGCGGCAAAAAAGGAGGCUAGAUUAGCUCGUUUUAACGUAAAUAAUCAAAAUAAUAAAUCGGCUGCAUCCAUAAAGAUACCCGUGCCUACUACAUAUGAAGUAUUGAAGAAACGUGCAGAAAGAUUUGGUACCUCAGUAUCUACUUUGAUGGAGAAGGUUGAGAUGGCUGAACGAUUGGAGAAAAGAAAGGCCAGAUUCGGUGAAGUGAAACCUGAGAAUAAACUAUCUAAGAAUAAUUAUAAGAUCAAGAUUGUUAAAUGAUACUCGGUGUUAUAUACUAAAUCAACGAUCUAGAUUACAGAAAUCUAAUUUAAGUUUUAUUUUGAAUAAAGUACUAUUAUACACACGAGAGAGGAGAAUAAUGACUCAUUGAAGAUAAUGUACUUUUUACCAUUAUUACUUCGAUAUUAAAGCAGCCAUACUUUUUUCCUUCGUUUUUCUUUUAUAUUACCUUAUCACGUGUGAAUUUCUUGUAAGAAAAUAGGCGACAGAAAUCUUAAAAAUGUAGAUGGAUGUAUUAUAUCAAUAAACUCAUAUAUGUAACAGUAUUUUAAUUGUAAUUAGUUAUCGAUACAAAGAAUGUUAUUUAAGAUUUCAGGAUUUUAGGAUUAGAAGUGUGAAAAGAGUAUAUUAUGCAAAUGCAUAAUAUAUGUGAUAAAAAAAAUUAGUAAAUUAU
Messenger RNA from Mycetomoellerius zeteki, 1391 nucleotides. RefSeq names its product SAP domain-containing ribonucleoprotein. Gene Ontology annotation, cellular component: nucleus. The record is from RefSeq and is a predicted model, not a curated record. NCBI's taxonomy places the organism in Eukaryota, Metazoa, Arthropoda, Insecta, Hymenoptera, Formicidae. The transcript is spliced from 6 exons. Gene Ontology annotation, biological process: poly(A)+ mRNA export from nucleus.